Molecule: messenger RNA, 1144 nt
Organism: Sipha flava (yellow sugarcane aphid)
Lineage: Eukaryota; Metazoa; Arthropoda; Insecta; Hemiptera; Aphididae
Gene: Sec13
Product: protein SEC13 homolog
Exons: 2
Coding region: 206-1114 (302 amino acids)
Biological process (GO): positive regulation of TOR signaling; protein import into nucleus; COPII-coated vesicle budding
Cellular component (GO): nuclear pore outer ring; COPII vesicle coat
Molecular function (GO): protein binding; structural molecule activity
Source: RefSeq, a predicted model, not a curated record
ACCUGAAUGUUUAUCACCUGUAUGACGUGAGUUGUAAGCGAUUCGGUUGCAAAAGUUUUCACUGCACCAGCACAAGCCCAAUAAAAGUUUCUUAAUCAAAUCGCACGUCCACGCGUGCAGUCGGAUUCGUCGAAUCGCCACAGUACCUCGACAAAUCGUUCGUAUUUAUUAAGAUACUCAUAUAUUUUCAGUUAAGAAAUUUACCAUGAAAAUUGUUCCGAUGUCUGGUUUGAUUUUAAAUGAACAUGAAGGUGAAGUCCAUGAUGCUGAAUUAGAUUACUAUGGCCAACGUUUAGCUACUUGUUCUAGUGACAAAACUAUCAAGAUAUAUAGCAUACACAAUGGAAAUAAAACCUUAUUAGCCGACAUUAAAGGUCAUCAUGGACCAGUGUGGCAAAUAUGUUGGUCUCAUCCAGUAUCAGGACAUUUGCUAGCUUCUUGUUCAUACGACAAACGUGUUGUAGUAUGGAAAGAAUCAAAUGAUUGGUUUAAUAUAUUCGAAUUCACUCAUGAAUCUUCAGUUAAUGCUGUUGCAUGGGCACCCCAUCAACACGGAACAAUUUUAGCCAGUGCUAGCUCAGAUGGAUCAAUCGGAAUACAUGUUUUCAACAAAGAAUGGUCAUCUAAAUCAUUUAGUGCCCACCAUAAUGGUUGUAAUACUGUAGCAUGGGCACCGUAUAAAGAACAAUUAUUUGGACCAGAUCAAACAGAAUUUGGUAAAAAAUUGGUAUUGGCAAGUGGUGGUUGUGAUAACUUGGUAAAAAUAUGGACUGCUGAAGGUGAUCAAUGGGUACAAAUUGGUGAAAUCAAUUGUCACACAGAUUGGGUUCGAGAUGUGGCAUGGACUUGCACAAUUGGUGAUAAUCGACAGUUAAUUGCCAGUUGUUCUGAAGACAAAACCGUUGUUGUAUCACACAGUGAUGACUAUUCUGUAUGGACCUCUAUGCGAAUGCAUUUGUUUGAUAGUCGAGUUUGGACUGUAAGCUGGUCAAAAAUUGGAAAUGUACUAGCAGUAUCUGCUGAAACUAAUAAAGUAUCGUUAUGGAAAGAGAAUAAAAUUGGGCAGUGGGUUACUUGCAGUGAAAUUGAUGAUGGCAAAGGAGGAGAGGAUUAAAUAUUUCUUGUAUUUUGAAAACAUUUAUUU